This is a messenger RNA of Mitosporidium daphniae, 408 nucleotides long. RefSeq lists its product as uncharacterized. NCBI's taxonomy places the organism in Eukaryota, Fungi, Microsporidia. The record is from RefSeq and is a predicted model, not a curated record. The coding region runs from base 1 to 408 and encodes 135 amino acids. The transcript has a single exon.
AUGUAUAAAAACAUCCUCAUUUUAUCAUACAUUCUCGUUAUCUUUGGAUUCUCUCAGUAUCAUUGUGCAAGCCCAUUGGAGGAAACUAUGGAGGUGUCUCAAGAUGCAGAAGGAGCUGCAAACACAGCUGGGUGCAAAGGCGAUCGAUGCAAAUUAAAGGUCAAGUUUGAAGAGAAAGGACAUCUUCAUCGUCCAUGCCGUGAAAAGUGCAGGGAUUUUGAAGGCUGCGAUUCAUCUGACGACGGCAGAGGAUGGAAUUUUGCCGGCAGAGAGACGAUUGAAAUAGAAGGUAUCAGAAGGGGCCAUCACCAUCACCAUCACCAUCACCAUCAUCGUCACCACCACCACCGUCAUCACGACCAUCGUCACUGCCAUCCAUAUGACAGAUGGUGUGGUAACUUCUAUUAA